Messenger RNA from Cygnus atratus (black swan), 525 nucleotides. It is a transcript of the gene CRYAB, whose product is annotated as crystallin alpha B. Gene Ontology annotation, biological process: response to heat; protein refolding. Lineage: Eukaryota; Metazoa; Chordata; Aves; Anseriformes; Anatidae. Bases 1 to 525 code for a protein of 174 amino acids. The transcript has 3 exons. Gene Ontology annotation, molecular function: structural constituent of eye lens; protein folding chaperone. The record is from RefSeq and is a predicted model, not a curated record.
AUGGAUAUCACCAUUCACAACCCCCUGAUCCGCAGACCUCUCUUAUCUUGGUUGGCACCGAGUCGUAUCUUUGACCAGAUUUUUGGAGAGCACCUGCAGGAGUCUGAGCUGCUCCCCGCUUCCCCCAGCCUCAGCCCCUUCCUGAUGAGAUCCCCCAUCUUUCGGAUGCCCAGCUGGCUGGAGACGGGACUCUCGGAGAUGCGACUGGAGAAGGACAAAUUUACUGUAAAUCUUGAUGUGAAGCAUUUCUCCCCGGAGGAGCUAAAAGUGAAGGUGCUCGGGGACAUGGUAGAAAUUCACGGGAAACACGAGGAGCGCCAGGAUGAACAUGGCUUUAUUGCCAGGGAGUUCAACAGGAAAUACAGGAUUCCAGCUGACGUGGAUCCCCUGACCAUAACCUCAUCUCUCUCUCUGGAUGGUGUCCUGACGGUGAGCGCACCGAGGAAGCAAAGCGACGUCCCCGAGCGCAGCAUUCCCAUCACCCGUGAAGAGAAACCUGCCAUUGCAGGAGCCCAGAGGAAGUAG